Messenger RNA from Drosophila willistoni, 3490 nucleotides. RefSeq names its product WD repeat-containing protein 75. Bases 146 to 3355 code for a protein of 1069 amino acids. Lineage: Eukaryota; Metazoa; Arthropoda; Insecta; Diptera; Drosophilidae. The transcript has 7 exons. The record is from RefSeq and is a predicted model, not a curated record. Gene Ontology annotation, biological process: positive regulation of rRNA processing; positive regulation of transcription by RNA polymerase I. Gene Ontology annotation, cellular component: nucleolus. Gene Ontology annotation, molecular function: protein binding; RNA binding.
CGCGCACUUACCAACACAGUCGUAGCUACACGUGCGGUUCAUAUGGAAAUAGUUUAAAAAAAAGUUAAUAAAUUCUAUAACAAUAAAUUAAUUUGCUUAAACCUAAGCAAAGUCUGUCCAAUUAUUGAACAACCCCUGGACAGUCAUGAGUUUUGCUGACGUUGACCACCUGGAACUGCAGCAUUUGGCUGGCGGCAACAUUGUGGAACAUCCGCCUGUCUUUUCCGCCCAAGGAAGAUUUGUAUUCGUGCGAUGUGGACUGAAGGUGCAAGUUUUUGUGACCAGCACAGGAGAAUUGACGCGGGAAUUGUAUGAUGCCACAGAACCAUUGAUUAGCCUGGAAGUGGAUCUAAGGCAACCUGAACUGUUGAUUGGAUGCACCACGUCUGGACAGCUGCUGCGCUGGCAUUGGCGCACCGGUGUGCUACAAAAGACUAUAAAGAUGCAGCUGGGCGAUGAACCUACACAGAUUUUGACCUGCAAUUUGCUUGACAUUUAUAAAGGAAGUGAUUCUGCCUGCGCCUUUGUCACAGCCAAGCGAAAGAGUGGUCAGCCAGUUGCCUGGUAUUUGGUGGACACCAGCACAGGCGAACAGUACAAUGUUAAUUGUGGUCUUAGCUUAAAGAUUCGCACACCUUUGGUGGAUGUGGGCAAAGGAGCCUUCAAAUAUAUUAUCCUAGCACAAGGCUUCUAUAUAUACUUUAUUAACUAUAAAACAUGGAAAUUUUGGCGUUUUCGUAACUCGGAUUUUGUGCCCAUCACCUGUGUCCGCCUGUGUCCAGGUGUGGAAUUGGCUGCCAGUGGUGAUCAGAUGGGACGCAUUCACCUGUGGCGUCUAUUCGAUAAACAGGAUACUGUAUUCAGCGCCAUCUGCCAUUGGCAUCACACGCCGGUUACCAGUUUAGCCUUUUCGCCAAGUGGCACGAGUUUCUACAGUGCCGGCCGUGAAGCAGUCCUGGUCAAAUGGAAUGCCGAGAGGCCAGAUGAGCGUAACUUUGUGCCACGCAUGUCUAGCAUAAUACGUCACAUUGUGGUCAGUGAUGGCAAUGAACAUAUUCUCGUCUGCACCGAGGACAAUGCCAUGCAAUUCCUGAGUGCCCAGGAAUUUGAGGUCAAAUCGGCUUUACAACAUUUCACCUACAGCUUGAGAGAUAAGACGGGCAAGAACCUAUUUCCCAUUGGCCUAAGGCUAAAUCCUCGCACCAAUACCUUGGUCCUUAAUGGAAGAACUGGUCAUCUGCAGUUCUAUUCGGCCUAUACAAAGAAUUUGCUAUACAAUCUGCGUGUGGUGCAAAGCAAUCAACAAUGCCCGGAAGCGGAUAAACUCAUCUAUAAUACCCGUGUAACGCGAGCUGCCUUUAACAUCGAUUGGAUGGCCACCGGUGAGGUCUACAAUGAUCAGGAGAACUUUGCUGAAGUGCGUUUGAAAUUUUGGAAAUUCAAUGAGAAAUUGCAAAGCUACAAUCUUAAUACCGAUAUUAAUCUGCCUCAUGAGCAUGGCUUUAAGGUCAUUGUCUUUUCGAAUCAAUUCAAAGUUGAUAAUUUGCGUUGUGCCACGGCGGGCAAGGAUAAUAUUAUCAAAUUGUGGUCGAUGAGUGCAUCGGAUAAUAUCUAUAGACCAGGACAGACAUGGAAUUGUAUAGCUCAGACAAGUUAUAAGCAAAUGACAAUUGGUUCGAUUUGUUUUGCCGAAGAUGGCUCACUCCUAGCUGCUGGCUAUGGCAACACAUUGGUCCUAUACGAUGGUCGCUCUUUGCUUCAACUCCAGGCUCUGAGUUGUCCCGCCGGCUAUGAUGGUGUCCUGGCCAAGGCGCAAUUGCGUCUAUCCAAAACUUUGGUAAAUGGCACACGAAAAGAAUUGUUCCAACAGAGACAACAAUUGAUGGCCAUAUUGAAAACAUUGCUAAAUAGCAACGAUGCGGAGUUGAUAGAGCAGGCCAAGACUUUGAUUAAUGCCAGUCCUAAGAUCACAGCCGAACGUCUUGAAGUUCCCGAGGACACGCGCAAGGAGUCUGUAUAUAAGUACAUCAUGAAAAUGUCGGAAUUGAGUUUGCAUCAAAAGUUGCAACUUCUACGCCGCUUUGACAUUCAAUGUUCCGUCUCAGAGACCCAUCGCAAUCGUCUGGUGGAACAUUUGCAACGCUGUCUGGCCCCCACCCAAAGAUUAAAGGAGUUGGAUGCCCAUUUGCUGCGUCUACAGCAAAGACAUCGCUUCAAAGCGAAACAUCAACUUGACCAGCUAAUCAGACGUCGCCAGAAAUACGAAAAGGUGGUCAAACAAGAACUUCUACCUCUAUUUAGCACACUGCAAUUGGAUGAGCAUACUAAAGCGAAAACUGCGAAACAACCUCAGCCGCCUGCCAGUCAGACUCAAAAAGGGAAAGGGCUAAAAGUUCCCCCAGCUCCCCUACAAGGUUUAGCCCAGAUUUCACAUGUGCAAUUUGGAGCCGGCGCUCAGGCUCAUCUGGUGGCUAUUUGCACAGAAUCCCGUGUACUCAUAUGGAAUCUAAUGACACUGCGUGUUCAGGCGGGCCUAAAACUAUCAGUAACACAAUUGGCCUUUGAUCCGCUGACCAAUCUAAUUGCUGUCAUCACCAAAAAUGAUGAAUUGCAUGUCUUCCAACUGAAUGUUCCAUUGCCGAUCUAUCAGCGCAGCAAUAUACCCAAAACAAAUGGUUUGGUUUGGUUGCCUCGACGUCAACCCAGACAGAGUUCAAUUAACUUGGAUUGGCAGGCGCAAUCCACUUUGCUGAUGCUUACACAAAAUCAGGAGAUAGUCUAUUUUGCGGAACCCGGCCAGAGUCCUUCGGAUGAUGCCCCGGCACCAAUGUCAUUCGGUUCAGCUGCAUCUGGCACGGAGAGCCUAUUGAAGCACGCGACAUUCGGAAGCUAUCUAAUCAAACAAAAAGCAAGCAGCAAUUCCGCCGACGCAGCAAACAGCAAGAAGAGUGGUCCUCUGAUAGUGGGACGUGGUACGCAUAGUGCUGUCAAUGCGUUGGUCAAUUUGUCUGCCCACACGAUGCCUGCCAUGAGUCUGAUUUGCAAUGAGUUUAUUAAAUCCCUGCUAACGCCUGCCGAUAGCUUGGAUACAAGACUCAAUGGAAAUGGUGAUGAUGCCGGCCUAACCAAUGGCAAAUUAAAUGGCAAUGGUGUGGCCCACAGCGAUGAAAGCGAUGCAGAAGAUGACCAAGAUGAGGAACAGCAGCAAGAGCAGGAAUCGUUGCAAGUGCGUAAAACUCUGAUGGAACAAAAUGCCAAACUGGACGAGAGACAAAUUGGCCUAGAAGGUGACCACUUGGAGUUGGACGCCAAAUUGAAACGAAUUGCCGCUCUGGAUAUACAUUUGCAGUUUUAAGAGAAAGGAUGAUGAAUCAACUUAGAAAAGAGACGAUAAAUACUUACCUAAUAGUUGUUAUAACAAAUUUUAUAUAUACAAAUAUCUAUUUUUUUUGUGUGUGUGCAAGAGGAAAAAUACAAACUAUUUUUACAA